Musa acuminata AAA Group (dessert banana) is the source of this 1119-nucleotide messenger RNA. RefSeq names its product protein OXIDATIVE STRESS 3 LIKE 4-like. Bases 268 to 960 code for a protein of 230 amino acids. The record is from RefSeq and is a predicted model, not a curated record. The transcript has 2 exons. Lineage: Eukaryota; Viridiplantae; Streptophyta; Magnoliopsida; Zingiberales; Musaceae.
GAACGUGUCAACCCCCGUCGUCUUCCCUUCCUUUCUUCCUUCAUAUAGUCUCUGCUCUCCUCUCUCUCUACGCCUCCGUUUUCUCUUAUCUACUUGCUUUGAGGCGAGACGAAUUGGCAAAAAGAAAGCUGCUUUGCCGAGUUGGGAAGCCGGGAGAGGACGCUGCCGCGGCUGGCCGGCCGUUGACCGGCCAUUGAUGACAACAGCGCCGCCGGGGCUUAGCAGGAGGCCCCGGAGGGGAGGAAGGAGGAGGAGAAGAAGAGGAGGAUGUCGUCUCUGGUGCUGCCCAGCGUGGGGCUGAAGGACCAUGUCAGCCUGCCGCUGCGUCUCCACGGAGAGGGGCAGGAGGAGGGGAAGGAGGUGGAGGCGGCGAGGAAGAGGAAUGGGUUCUGUUUGGAGGGCAGAGUAGAGGCGGAGGAGUCGUCGGAGAGCUCCUCGAUCGGCGCUGCCUCGUCGUCCUCGGAGAAGGACGAGAAGGAGGAGGAGGAGGAGGAGGAGGCGGUGGAGAGCAAGAGGAAAGAUGGGGCUUUUGGGUCUUUGGAUCCCUUGGAAGACUCCCUUCCCAUCAAGCGAGGCUUGUCCAACUUCUUCUCGGGGAAGUCCAAGUCGUUCGCGAGCCUGUCGGACGCGGCCAUGGCGAGCGCGGGGGAGCUGGUGAAGCCCGAGAACCCCUUCAACAAGCGCAGGAGGCUGCUCAUGGCGAGCAAGAUGCGGCGGGCCUCCUACACCUCCCUCGUCCGCCCUCCGCUGCCGCCGCUCCUCCCCUCCGCCCACACGGUGGAGGAGGAAGCAGACGACGACGACGACGACAAGGAACAACAACAAGAAGACGACGACACCAACAAGAACAAACGCCAUGGCACUGACAUCACCAACACCAACAAGAACAAGAACAAGAAGCAGGGUGCUGCUUUCAGAUCUCCAAGAUCCUUCUCCCUUUCUGAUCUCCAGCAACUGUAGUAGCGCUCUUACCCCCAACAGCAAUUAAUGGCACAAACAGCGUCUCAUGUUUCAAGGUCAGCCCUCUCUCUCCCUCCCUCCCUCCAUGAGAGUCAAAACAAGAACAAGUAGUGUGCGUGACAUAUAUCACUGCAAAUCCAAGAAGAAAUCUUUCGCUUU